AUUUUUUUUUUCACUCUUCUUAAAAAAAGUAAAAAAAAUCAAAAAAAAAAAACUUUAUAUCAUUUACGAUGGUCGAUAAGAUGGAUAUAGAUCAUCAUGAGGCAGAUUCCAUUGAGCCUUUGACAAAGGAGUUUUAUGAAGGAAAACAUAUAGCAGCUCCUGUUAAAGAAAUUGAGGAUAAAUGGAAAUUAUUACCUGCAUUUUUAAAAGUUAAAGGUCUCGUUAAACAACACAUUGAUUCAUUCAACUAUUUUGUCAAUGUUGAUCUUCAAAAAAUUAUCAAAGCCAAUGAAAAAGUGACUUCUGAUGUUGAUCCUCAUUUUUAUCUAAAAUAUACAGGCAUUCGUGUUGGUAUGCCAGAACGUACAGACGCCGAUGUAGCCAAUCGUAGUUAUACACCUCACGAAUGUCGUCUUCGUGAUUUGACUUAUUCAGCAAAUAUUUAUGUCGACGUUGAAUAUACUCGUGGCCGUCAAAUCGUCAAGAGAAAAAAUGUUGUCAUCGGCCGUUUGCCCAUUAUGUUACGAUCUGCCCGUUGUGUUUUGACAGGCAAGAAUGAAGCUGAAUUAGCACGUAUGAAAGAAUGUCCUCUCGACCCUGGAGGAUACUUUGUCGUAAAAGGCACUGAAAAGGUCAUUUUAGUUCAAGAGCAGUUAUCUAAGAAUCGUAUUAUUGUUGAUGUAGAUAAAAAGGGAAACGUAGUUGCUAAUGUUCAAAGUUCAACUCAUGAACGUAAAUCAAAAACAGCUGUCUUUGUCAAAAAUGGCAAAAUUUAUUUAAAGCACAACUCUAUUUCAGAAGAUAUUCCUGUUGCUAUUUUUAUGAAAGCAUUGGGUGUACAAUCAGAUCGAGAAAUUGCACAACUUGUUUGUGGUAACGAUCACGAUUUGAAUGACGCUUUUGCCAUCAACAUUGAAGAAUCUUCUCGUUUACGUGUCUUUACUCAGUUACAAGCUUUGGAUUAUAUUGGUGCAAAGGUGAAAGUAAAUCGAAAAUUAUCUACUGUAAGAAAGACGUUAGCUGAAGAAGCAUUAGAGGUACUUGCAACUGUUGUUUUAGCUCAUGUACCAGUCGAAAAUUUGAACUUUAGAGAAAAAAGUAUUUAUGCUGCUGUUAUGAUUCGUCGUGUGUUGAUUGCCAUGACAGAUGAAGUGCAAGUCGAUGAUCGUGAUUAUGUUGGUAAUAAACGUUUAGAAUUGGCAGGUCAAUUGCUUUCACUCUUAUUUGAAGAUUUAUUCAAGAAGUUUAAUUCGGAUUUAAAGUUAAAUGCAGAUAAAGUGCUUAAGAAGCCUAAUCGUACACAAGAAUUUGAUAUAUUUAACCAAUUAGUCUUACAUGGUGACCAUAUUACGAGUGGAUUUAUUCGCGCUAUUUCAACUGGUAAUUGGGUCUUGAAGCGUUUCAAAAUGGAUCGUGCUGGUAUCACUCAAGUUUUAUCACGUCUAUCUUAUAUCUCUGCUUUGGGUAUGAUGACCCGUAUUACGUCUCAGUUUGAAAAGACAAGAAAAGUAUCUGGUCCAAGAGCAUUACAACCAUCACAAUGGGGUAUGUUAUGUCCAUCAGAUACUCCAGAAGGUGAAGCUUGUGGUUUAGUAAAGAACUUGGCUUUAAUGACCCAUAUUACAACUGAUCAAGAGGAAGACCCUAUUCGAAAGAUUGCUUUUGCUUUAGGUAUUGAAGACGUUAAUCUUCUAACUGGUGCUGAAUUAUAUCAACCCAACACCUUUAUUGUCCUCUUGAAUGGUGUUAUCUUGGGUAUUACUCGUCGUGUACAACAAUUUGUAACUAGUUUCCGUCGUCUUCGUCGUGCAGGUCGUAUCUCUGAAUUUGUAUCUGUCUUUGUGAAUAUACAUCAAAGAACUGUCAAUUUAUCAUCUGAUGGUGGCCGUAUUUGUAGACCUUUAAUUAUUGUAGAAAAUGGACAGCCUGCUGUUAAGCAACAUCAUAUUAAUGACUUGAUUGCGGAUAAAUUAUGCUUUGAUGACUUUUUAAAAAUGGGUCUUGUCGAAUAUGUGGAUGUUAACGAAGAAAGUGAUGCGAAUAUUGCAGUAUAUGAAAAGGAUAUUAUACCACAAACGACUCAUUUGGAAAUUGAACCUUUCACACUCCUUGGUGCAGUUGCAGGUCUUAUUCCUUAUCCUCAUCAUAAUCAAUCGCCUCGUAAUACAUAUCAAUGUGCUAUGGGUAAACAAGCUAUUGGUGCUAUCGGUUAUAAUCAAUUAAAUCGUAUUGAAACAUUGAUUUAUUUGAUGGUGUAUCCUCAACAGCCUAUGGUAAAGACAAAGACAAUUGAAUUGAUUGGCUAUGAUAAAUUACCUGCAGGUCAGAAUGCAACAGUAGCUGUCAUGAGUUAUUCAGGUUAUGAUAUUGAAGAUGCUUUGGUAUUAAAUAAAUCAGGUCUUGACCGUGGCUUUGGUCGUUGUCAGGUAUUGAGAAAGUAUGCCAGUUUAGUAAAACGUUAUCCUAAUGGUACACACGAUCGUCUCGCUGAUCCUCCAGCUCGUGAUUCCGACUUUUGGAAUGAAACUUAUGAUGCUAUUGAACAAGAUGGUAUUGCAGGUGUAGGCGAACCAUUAGAAGGUGGCUCUAUCUUUAUUAAUAAACAAGUCCCUGUUAGUGGUGGUAUUGAUACUAAUGUACCUGGUGCUUCACAAAGCGUAGCUUACAAGCCGGCUCCUCAUCGUUACAAGUCACCACAAACGGGCUAUGUUGAUAAAGUCUUGUUUACAACUACUGAAUCCGAUCAAACAUUAAUUAAAGUCAAUAUUCGUCAAACACGUCGACCUGAGUUAGGUGAUAAAUUCUCUUCACGUCACGGACAAAAAGGUGUAUGUGGUAUUAUUGUUCAACAGGAAGAUAUGCCAUUUUCAGAUUUGGGUGUAUGUCCAGAUAUCAUUAUGAAUCCUCAUGGUUUCCCAUCUCGUAUGACAGUCGGUAAGAUGAUUGAAUUAUUAGCUGGUAAAGCAGGUGUUUUAGAUGGUUCUUUACAAUAUGGUACUGCUUUUGGUGGUUCUAAAGUAGAAGACAUGAGUCGUAUCUUGAUUCAACAUGGUUUUAAUUAUUCUGGUAAAGAUUACGUAACAUCUGGUAUUACAGGUGAACCACUCUCUGCUUAUAUCUUCUUUGGUCCCAUUUAUUAUCAAAAAUUGAAACACAUGGUUAUGGAUAAAAUGCAUGCUCGAGCAAGAGGUCCUCGUGCAACUUUAACACGUCAACCUACUGAAGGUCGUUCAAGAGAUGGUGGUCUUCGUCUUGGUGAAAUGGAGCGUGAUUGUUUAAUUGGCUAUGGUGCUUCCAUGUUAUUAUUGGAACGUUUAAUGAUUUCAUCAGAUGCCUUUGAAGUUCAUGUUUGUGAUAAAUGUGGUUUAAUUGGUUAUGCUGGCUGGUGUCAAUUCUGUAAGAGUUCAAAAUACAUGAAGACAAUGGAGAUACCCUAUGCCGCUAAAUUAUUAUUCCAAGAAUUAAUGGCAAUGAAUAUUUCUCCUCGAUUAAUUCUAGAAGAUGCUAUUUAA
Messenger RNA from Cokeromyces recurvatus, 3512 nucleotides. Its product is annotated as DNA-directed RNA polymerase III subunit RPC2. Gene Ontology annotation, molecular function: DNA-directed RNA polymerase activity; ribonucleoside binding; DNA binding. Gene Ontology annotation, cellular component: RNA polymerase III complex. The coding region runs from base 69 to 3512 and encodes 1147 amino acids. Gene Ontology annotation, biological process: DNA-templated transcription. NCBI's taxonomy places the organism in Eukaryota, Fungi, Mucoromycota, Mucoromycetes, Mucorales, Mucoraceae. The transcript is spliced from 6 exons. The record is from RefSeq and is a predicted model, not a curated record.